AUGCUUGCAAGAUGUUUAACAUGUUCGAACACUCUCGUACUUCGGCAGUCUGUACGCUUACUAGCAAGUAAAAGUGCUGCGAAACAAACGAAACCUACUCUUGUAUCCAAGUUUCGUAAGAAAAAAACCUUUCAAUUCUCGGGUGAAGACGUCAAAAAGUCGACGCCUCUCGAACAGUUUGUGUACCCGGCGUACUGGGAUGAAGAUUAUCCUAAAGAUUUUGACAAUGAAAUGAAGCACGAAGUUGAAAAGCUACAGGUAUUUGCUGACUUUACACCAUAUUUGGAUUUAUCCUGGCAAUCUCAGAUCCAUCCGUUAUUUAAUGGUGAAGAUAUUGAGAUGACACUUAACUGUCCGCUCGAGGAUUUUGAUGAGCGGCUUUUUAUUAAUGACAAGAAUACGCACGAUACAAAAGUAGUCAUGGAGGUGCCUAUGACUUGCUUUAAAGGUCUUGACAACGAGGCCAAGAACAUUGUCAUACAGCUCGCUGGUCCACGUUACAAUGCGAACAAAAAGAUGAUCAAGAUUGCCGAGGAUCGCUACAAUAAACGCGUGUACAACCACAAGCGAAUUUGUGAGAUUCUACGCGAUCUUACAGAGACAGCACUCAAGCUUAGUGGCCAAGCAUUAGACGAUUCAACACCUGAGAAUAUCACCGAGAAGUAG
Molecule: messenger RNA, 666 nt
Organism: Plasmopara halstedii
Lineage: Eukaryota; Oomycota; Peronosporomycetes; Peronosporales; Peronosporaceae
Product: Ribosomal protein S24/S35, mitochondrial, conserved domain
Exons: 1
Coding region: 1-666 (221 amino acids)
Biological process (GO): mitochondrial translation
Cellular component (GO): mitochondrial small ribosomal subunit
Molecular function (GO): structural constituent of ribosome
Source: RefSeq, a predicted model, not a curated record